Molecule: messenger RNA, 981 nt
Organism: Microthlaspi erraticum
Lineage: Eukaryota; Viridiplantae; Streptophyta; Magnoliopsida; Brassicales; Brassicaceae
Source: the annotation of a GenBank genome assembly
AUGGACAUGGAGACAGACCAACAAAUCUACCAGGUCGAUGUCGGAAACCUUCUCGCUUUCAAUCCCAAUCACCAGUUCCCUUCUGCUCCUUCUUCAAGGGAGGAGCUUGUGAAUGAGUGCAUUACGGAGGGAACAAAACUUGUUCAAGCAGUAGCUGAUGUUCUUUUCAACUUUCCUUCUACUGAGACUAGUGAUGGUCCCAUUGUUCAGUUGCCUCCGCCUACAACCAGACUUCCUAGAGAGAAACAUCUUCCAAGGCCUAAGCCUCCUACAAAGUGGGAAGAGUUUGCUCUAAAGAAAGGUAUACAGAAGCGUAAGAAGGACAAGAUUGUAUACGACGAACAAACCGAUAAGUUCAAGCGUCGUCAUGGUUACGACCGUGUUAACGAUGACAAUGAUGUUCCCAUCAUUGAGGCAAAGGCAUCAGACGAGCCAGGUGAAGAUCCUUUUGCCAAGAGAAUUGAGGAGAAGAAGAAGAAAGUUGGAAAGCAAGAAAAGAACAGACUACAGAAUCUGAGGGUUGCUGCGAAAGCUGGUGCUUUACCGAGUCAUAUCCAACUUGCUGCAACAUCAUUGCCAAUAUCAGGCGUGAAAGCUCAGCCAAAGAAACUCGGAAAGGAGGCACUUGGAGAUGUAGCCGGUUUAGCCGCUACUUCAACAGCUAGUGGUGGAAAAUUCGAUAAGAAGCUGCCUGGAGAGAAACCUCCUAAGAAGCAAGGCAAACAUCACAAGUAUUUACCGGUUUUACCAAGUUAUCGUAAGGAUCAGAACAAAUGUAUUCCUGUUGACGAGGAAAAGGAACAGACAAAUAAAGUACUUAGCAAGAUAUUCUCAAAGCAUUCGCAUGAGAUCCUCAAUGUUGGCAAGGCGAUAAACAUGGUCAACGAGAAGAAGGAGAAGAAGAAGUCAGGAAGAUCAUCAGACAAGUUGAAACCUAAGAAGGACAUCACCAAGAAGAAGCCUGCAACAACCAAAGCUUAG